Messenger RNA from Ipomoea nil (Japanese morning glory), 996 nucleotides. RefSeq lists its product as uncharacterized. The transcript is spliced from 2 exons. NCBI's taxonomy places the organism in Eukaryota, Viridiplantae, Streptophyta, Magnoliopsida, Solanales, Convolvulaceae. The coding region runs from base 1 to 996 and encodes 331 amino acids. The record is from RefSeq and is a predicted model, not a curated record.
AUGUUAGAUGCAGCUUUCAGAAUAAAAGACCUUGGCAGAUUGAGUUAUUUUCUGGGACUUGAAGCUCUCAGAGUUCCCAGUGGUCUCUACUUAUGCCAAAGAAAAUACACUUUGGAGAUCCUAGAAGAAAAUGGUUUUUUGGAUGCUAAACCAGCCAAGACCCCCUGUAAUGCAGGCCAGAAGCUCACUAAGGAUGAAGGCAAAUUGAUUGAAAAGCCUGAAAUUUACAGAAAACUGAUUGGGAAGCUUUUGUAUUUAACCAAUACAAGGCCUGACAUUUCCUACUCUGUCCAACAACUAAGUCAAUUUGUGGAUGAACCCAAGGAUACACACUUGAAUGCAGCACAUAGGGUGCUCAGAUACCUCAAGGGAUCACCAGGCAAAGGGUUAUUCUAUCCAUCACAAUCUCAGGCCAAGCUUCAAGGUUUCUCUGAUUCUGAUUGGGUAGCAUGCACUGAGUCUAGAAAGUCUAUCACAGGAUUUUGUGUUUAUCUGGGAAAUUCUCUCAUCUCAUGGAAAUCUAAGAAGCAAGUAACAGUUUCAAGGUCUUCCUCUGAAGCUGAGUAUAGAGCUUUGGCCGCCACAGUUUGUGAAAUCCAAUGGCUCAAGUACCUGCUGGUAGACUUAAAAUUUGAUAUCAGCAGUCCCAUCACUCUCUUUUGUGACAAUAAAUCUGCUAUUGCCAUUGGGGAGAAUCAUGUUUUUCAUGAGCGCACUAAGCAUAUUGAAAUUGAUUGCCAUGUGGUGAAACAAAAAAUCAGGGAAGGAGUUAUUAAAUUGAUGAGUGUUCCCUCACAUCAACAAGUAGCAGAUGGCUUCACCAAAGCUUUGUCUAAGCCUUUGUUUGACAUUUUCCAUUCUAAGCUAGGCCUUCACGAUCACAGACAUUCCACUCCACUGAGUGUACUUCACCGUAGACUGCUAAUCGAGAACUACGGCAAGCAGACUGAUUUACAGUUUGCUUAUAAAUGCGAGUCUUUCCAUGAUUUUGUUUGA